This is a messenger RNA of Struthio camelus australis, 1860 nucleotides long. The record is from RefSeq and is a predicted model, not a curated record. Lineage: Eukaryota; Metazoa; Chordata; Aves; Struthioniformes; Struthionidae.
AUGAACACGAUUGCUGUUCAGUUCACUGAUCACAAGUCGGUCUAUGUCCUCACUAUACUGCAAAACAAAAUAAGCUGGACACAACUCUUUUCUGUUCCAGGGGAUCCUGAGGUGCCGGUGCUGUACGAGGUAGAGCGGACCCGCACAGGGAAAAGCUUUUCUGUUCGCUCCGUGAAGGCCAUUCAGCAUGGGAAGCCAAUCUUCAUCUGCCAGGCCUCCUUCCAGCUGGCCCAGGAGAGCCCUGUGCAGCACCAAUUCACCAUGCCUACGGUGCCACCCCCUGAGGAGCUGCUGACCCAAGAAGAGCUCAUUCAGAAGUUCCUGGAGGAUCCUAACUUGGCAGAGAAAUACAGAAAGCUUCUCAACAAGAUUCAAGCCAAGGAUGUGCCAAUUGAUAUCAAACCUGUGCACCCGCCAGCUGUAUUCUGCUCAGAGCCACAGGAGCCAAAGCACCUCUUCUGGGUGCGAGCACGAGGCUAUAUUGGAGAGUGCGACAUGAAGGUGCACUGCUGCGUGGCUGCCUACAUCUCUGACUAUUCCUUUCUGGGCACGGCCUUGCUCCCCCACCGACAGUACGAUGUCAAAUUCAUGGUGUCGCUUGACCAUUCCAUGUGGUUCCACGCUCCCUUCCGAGCCGACCACUGGAUGCUCUAUGAGUGCGAGAGCCCCUGGGCUGGUGCGUGCCGAGGACUCGUGCAUGGACGACUGUGGCGCAGGGACGGGGUCCUGGCUGUUACCUGUGCGCAGGAAGGCGUCAUCAGGGUGGGGCAAAAGCCCAACCAGAGCAAACUCUAGCUGAGGAAGCCGGCAGCAGCAGUUCUACCAAGCGCUGCUGUGUGAGGCAGCAGCCAGGCAUGCUGAAAAGGCUGCGCUGGAAACGUGGACCAAGCCAUGAUCCUGGGCAGCAGCAGGGAGAAGCACUGAGCAGGCGUGGGCUGGAUCCAGCGCAGCUGCAAGCGCCAGUGCAUGGAGAACAUUUGUGACUGACGUGGACCUGCACAGGCUGCGGUGGCAUCAACUUUUAUUGACUGUUAGCUGCACAGUGCAUAGUCAUACACUAUCCUCAGCCACCCCUCAGCUACCUUAAAUAAAGCCAUCACGUGAACAGCUCAGCUCUGUCCUCUGGAGUUUGUCCUCAGCUCUGGAGUGAUUGCGCUCAACUCCUUAGGGAACUUCCUCUUGGCUGGGGGAAGGGUGGGCAGUGCCCCUGCUACAGAUUGGGUCACAGGAGGGGAAAGCGCUAGCAACACACACGUGGCUUCCCUUUCUCACUUCUCCUGCCCUCUUUGCGCCCUGACAGAUUAGUUGCUGCUUCUGCUCUCCCCUCAGUCUCCUCCAAAGGGCUGGGUUUGAGAAAAGACCCAGCCCCUAAUGGCAGACCCUGGCAGCAAUGGGAAAGGGAACAAGUCAGUUCUCACCUCACAGUUUGGGAGGCUCAAAGACUUCUUGCUAAUGAGUGCCACUGCGUGCAGUUUCUGUGCAAUGCCUUAGGGGAAGCGAAGCUGAACAGAUGCGGUAGGAGCCCAUCCUUUUUCUUAUCAAGACUUUAUUAAAUAAAGUCUUUUUUAUUAUGUAAGUUUUAUUGGACGUUCCUGGCAAGAGCUCCAGACGUUGCCAGAAGUCAGCCUGUUCCUUUAAUGCAGUGCCAGUAUUUCCCAGCUACAAUUCCUGUCUACUUCUAGACGCUCCCUUCUCAGGAGGAGCUGGCUCCCUGGCAGGGAGGCAGUGAGCAUCCAGCACUAGGGAUGAACUGUCUGACUUUAAAAGUGCAUUUUCUAAAGAAGCAGCUGCCUGGUGAGGCUAGCCCCUGUCGCGGCCCCCACAAGUGGGUUCUGCCAAUAUCCUGCCUAAGCCUUACAC